Molecule: messenger RNA, 1923 nt
Organism: Hyaena hyaena (striped hyena)
Lineage: Eukaryota; Metazoa; Chordata; Mammalia; Carnivora; Hyaenidae
Gene: MPZ
Product: myelin protein zero
Exons: 7
Coding region: 1-837 (278 amino acids)
Biological process (GO): myelination
Cellular component (GO): membrane
Source: RefSeq, a predicted model, not a curated record
AUGGACUUAAACUGCAACAUGAGACGCUCCGAGCCCCAGCCCCUGGCCCAGCUAUGGCUCCUGGGGCCCCCUCGUCCAGCCCCAGUCCUAUCCUGGCUGCGCUGCUCUUCUCCUCUUUGGUGGGCGCAGGCGCACAUCGGAUUCCCCUCUCUGCUUCCAGUGCUCCCCCGGGUCCAGGCCAUUGUGGUUUACACGGACAAAGAGGUCCAUGGCGCCGUGGGCUCCCGGGUGACCCUGCAUUGCUCCUUCUGGUCCAGCGAGUGGGUCUCAGAUGACAUCUCCUUUACCUGGCGCUACCAGCCCGAAGGGGGCCGCGACGCUAUCUCGAUCUUCCACUAUGCCAAGGGACAACCCUACAUUGAUGAGGUGGGGACCUUCAAAGAGCGCAUCCAGUGGGUAGGGGACCCUCACUGGAAGGAUGGCUCUAUUGUCAUACACAACCUGGACUACAGUGACAACGGCACUUUUACCUGUGAUGUCAAAAACCCACCAGACAUAGUGGGCAAGACUUCUCAGGUCACACUCUAUGUCUUUGAAAAAGUGCCUACUAGGUACGGGGUGGUGCUGGGAGCUGUGAUCGGGGGCAUCUUGGGGGUGGUGCUGCUGCUGCUGCUGCUUUUCUAUCUGAUCCGGUACUGCUGGCUACGCAGACAGGCGGCCCUGCAGAGGAGGCUCAGUGCCAUGGAGAAGGGGAAAUUGCACAAGGCUGCAAAGGACUCGAAGCGCGGCCGGCAGACGCCGGUGCUGUAUGCCAUGCUGGACCACAGCAGAAGCGCCAAAGCUGCCAGUGAAAAGAAGUCCAAGGGGCUGGGGGAGUCUCGCAAGGAUAAGAAAUAGCGGUUAGCGGGCCGGGCGGGGGGUCGGGGGGCAGGAGCGGAGCCCACCAAAGGCUCUCAGGUGGUGGUCAUCGAGAUGGAACUCCGGAAGGAUGAGCAGAGCUCGGAGCUCCGGCCUGCGGUCAAGUCCCCCAGCAGAACCAGCCUCAAGAACGCCCUCAAGAACAUGAUGGGUCUGGACUCCGACAAGUGACCACCUCCCCCCCCCCGGGCCCUCCCAGAGCAGGGGGACCUAGGCUUCUCUUAUUCCCUGUCUAGGUGCUUUCCUCCUUAGCUCCCCCGCCCUGCCCUGCCCUCAGCACCCUUUGAGAUGUAAGUUUCAUUCCAAAGUUCAUUCCGCAGGCAGCCCCUGUCUCCCUCACCUGCAUCCCCUGGCUUUCUGGGAGCCCAGGGGCCUCACCCUACCCUUCACCGGCCCCAAGGACUGUGUGUUUGGUGCCUGCCCCUCUGGCGCCGAGAAGAAAGGGACCUUGAUACCCCGUGCCUCAACUCCAGGCCACCUGGCGUUCCCUCGCGGCACCCAGCCCUCCCUCGCUCUCUUCUUUCUGACCCUUCCUCCCCUUCAUCAGGUGGCCCAGCUCCGUACUCUGUCCUCCCAGCUAACACCCAGAACCCCCAGAUCAGACUCUCCUUCAGGGUUUAUUUAGGUUGUUAGUUAUUUUUUAUUUUUUAAUCCGUUCUCGUUUGUUUGUUUGCCUGUGCCCUCCCCCCAUGACUGAGUACCAAUGACGUCAUGUGGUUUUUGCAAUUCCCCACCCCACCCCCCAUUAAAUCCUUAAUGGAGAGCUAGCCCAAGCAGAGGGACCCCUGGUCCUCAACCCUCAGCUAUAAGACUGGUGCCCCUGACCGCUUUGGAGCACUGUUCCAGGACUCAAGGUCAUGGGGAAGGAGAGACAGAGAGAGACAAAGAAUCCUCACAGGUGAGGGAAUUGAGGAUGGGGCAAAUAAGGCUUAACAAGCGGCUUUUAAACAACCAAACAGAAAGGAAAAACAAAUGGGAAAUGGGGGGAGGGGAAGGCUGCACUCCCAGCCACAGGGGAUUCUUAGGAUUUUUCUACAUUCUGUAUAUUUCUUCUCAAACCCCCAA